AUAAUUUUACCCACGCACGCCCCUGCGUGUGACGUCAUCAGUAGGUGGAUGUGAACUUCCUAGUUGAGUUUUUGAGCCGUCUGUCUUCAACAUCAACAAAGCCCGAGUAGAGGCACAGUUCAGCGGAUACUGCGACGUGUCUCUGGGAAAAGCCCCGCUCGGUUCCGCUAAAAAAGAAAAACACAGCAGAAAGUCCCUCUCGAGCCGCCAUAAGUUUCCUAAUUGUCUUCUCUAAGGUUCGCGCGGAGUGUUUCUGGAUGUUAUAAUGACUUUUUACAGAGUUCUCUCGGCGGUGUUUGUACCGAUAUGUUGUGUGUUUGUGUCCGCGGCGAAGGAUGCGCUCACACUCACCACCGGCACCGGCGGCGGCGGCACCGUGGCGCCCGGACCCGCGGUUACGAACUCCUCCGGCGGGGCGAACUCCACACACAGCGGUGGCGGAGGCGGCGGCGGCGGUAGGAUGCUUAGCGGCCUAAAUGUGGACAGCUCGAUGAUCCAGAGGGCCCUGUACGUGUUGAUCGCCAUCACCAUGAUUGGAGUUCUCUACUUCCUCAUCCGAGCUGUGCGGAUGAAGAGGCCCGCCCCCAAGAAGAAGUACGGUCUGCUGGCGAACUCGGAGGACUCGGUGGAGAUGGAGGGGGGGGAGAGUGACGAGGACGACACGCUGUAUGAAGCUCGCAGCCUCCGCAGAUGAGUCGCCAUGUGUUCACCGGACGGAUCAGGCGAGUCAUGUGUUCCCCGUCACAUGAUCUGUUAUUGAUCAGAGAGAGAGAGAGAGAGAGAGACUGACCAAAGACUGGAGGAGGAGGAGGAGGAGGAGAAAUGGACCAAACACUUAUUGAUGCCAAAGCUGCUCGAGGAACUCAGCAGGAUUAAAAAAACAAUCAUUAUUUUUUAAGGUGGUAUUGGAUGAUUGAAUAGAAUUUAAGGUGGUAUUGGAAGAUAUAAUAGAGUUUGUGGAGAAGCAGACGUGAAGGUUCUGUGGAUCAUUUUGAUAAUUCCUCUGUUAUUAUUAUUAUUAUGAUUAUGAUUAUAAUUAUUAUUAUUUCAGACUCUUUUUCUGGGAAGUUUCUUUUUCUUCCUGUGCUUAAACUACUGCAAACUGACUCCAGACCAGCUGAUAAACCUGCAGACAUUUGGACUUCUUAGUGUCCCUUUCAUUUGAUUUUCAAGCUAAAACAUUAAAGGAUGUUUCCGGUGUUUUUUGCCGUGUAUGUGCCUGAAUGAUCUCAGACACUCUGACACAGAGAGGAGCCAUGUUGGCUCGCUGCAGACAACCAGCUGCCGUUUGUUGACACGCGGGAGGCUGUGAAUGUGUGUUGGUGGGAGAGAAGUUAGCCAACAAGUGCUGCAAGAUACACAAUAUUCAUCUUUUCAUUAAAGGGUUACUUCUGUAUUUUUCAA
Molecule: messenger RNA, 1404 nt
Organism: Perca flavescens (yellow perch)
Lineage: Eukaryota; Metazoa; Chordata; Actinopteri; Perciformes; Percidae
Gene: fam174c
Product: family with sequence similarity 174 member C
Exons: 3
Coding region: 266-694 (142 amino acids)
Cellular component (GO): extracellular region
Source: RefSeq, a predicted model, not a curated record